GUACCAGGUCAUAUUGCUCAUGUCAAAUGACAUGAGCGUUCUGAAGUAUGCCUAUUCCCAAGAUGAGGAUCACUUUGCCUUGGCUGCUUCUGGUGACCAACGCCUUAUCCGCAUAUUCCUACUACACCCACGAAUCGCAAAAUAGGGAGCCAGCACUUGGCCGAUUUGCUCGUGAUGAUGCCCCACCAGCAGCCGAUGCUCCACCAGCAGACCCUGCGGCAGGUGGACCCAAUUUAGACAGACUCAAAAUGCUACAAGAAAAACUCAAGGCUGGAAUGGCAGAAAAACAACUGACUGGACAGACUGACGAAAAUUCGAAGGCAGACGCUCUGGUGGCUUCGCUGGCUGCCCCCAUCGCGGAUGUGGGAGGGAAGAAGGACGACGACGAGGAGGAGAAACCUAAGGCCAAGAAGAAGAAGAAAAAGAAGAAGACGCCGACACCAGAUUCGGACGAGGAUGAAGCUCCGGCGGCACCGCCACCCCUACCGCCAGCCCAUCGCCAAGGGGGAGGGUUGGUGGGAGGCCUGCUGGGCGGACUCUUAGGAUGACCAUGACUAACUAGCGAAUUCUGAUAUGAUUCUUAUUCUCCACGUUGUAAAUUUCCACACACCGUAGUUGAGUUAGUUUUAAUUGGCUAUAAAUGGAUUAUUUAUGUACAUUGAUUGCGUUGCGGUGCCUUCACUUUCCACUUCUUUAAAAUAAAGGACU
Molecule: messenger RNA, 708 nt
Organism: Folsomia candida
Lineage: Eukaryota; Metazoa; Arthropoda; Collembola; Entomobryomorpha; Isotomidae
Exons: 4
Coding region: 48-548 (166 amino acids)
Source: RefSeq, a predicted model, not a curated record